CGAGCGCCUCUUUUCGGGAUUAAAAGCGCCGCCAGCUCCCGCCGCCGCCGCCGCCGCCAGCAGCGCCGCUGCAGCCGCCGCCGCCGGAGAAGCAACCGCGUCCGAUCCGUACUGGGUGCAAUGAAAGCUCCACGCAGGCCUUACCAUGGAAGGCUGUGACUCGCCUGUCGUCUCGGGGAAGGACAAUGGGUGCGGUAUCCCUCAGCACCAGCAAUGGACUGAACUCAACAGCACCCACCUCCCCGACAAACCCAGUAGCAUGGAGCAGUCCACAAGCGAGAACCACGGGCCCCUGGACAGCCUGAGGGCCCCCUUCAAUGAGCGCCUCGCGGAGAGCACCGUCCCGGCCGGCCCCGCCGCCGAGCCCGCCGGCAAGGAGGUCAGCUGCAACGAGUGCUCGGCCUCCUUCGCCAGCCUCCAGACCUACAUGGAGCAUCCCUGCCCCGGCGCGCGCCCCCCGCCGCCCCUGAGGGAGGAGAGCGGGAGCGACAGCAGUGAGGAGGGGGACGAGGAGAGUGACGUGGAGAACCUGGCCGGGGAGAUCGUGUACCAGCCGGACGGCUCGGCGUACAUUGUCGAGAGCCUGAGCCAGCUGACCCCGGGCGGGGGCGUGGGUGUGGGCGGCAGCGCGCCCCUCCCGUCGCUCUUCCUGAACUCUCUCCCCGCCUCGGCGGGCAAGCAGGGGGACCCUCCCUGCGCUGCGCCCGUCUACCCACAGAUCAUCAACACUUUCCACAUAGCCUCAUCCUUCGGGAAAUGGUUUGAGGGCCCAGACCAGGCCUUCCCGAAUACCUCAGCCCUGACGGGGCUCAGCCCCGUCCUGCACAGCUUCCGCGUAUUUGACGUGCGACACAAAAGCAACAAGGAUUACCUGAACAGUGACGGCUCUGCCAAAAGCUCCUGCGUAUCCAAAGAUGUCCCCAACAAUGUGGACCUGUCCAGAUUUGAUGGCUUCGUGCUCUACGGCAAGAGGAAGCCCAUCCUGAUGUGCUUCUUGUGCAAGCUCUCCUUCGGGUACGUCCGUUCGUUUGUGACCCACGCGGUGCACGACCAUCGAAUGACCCUGAGUGAAGAUGAGCGGAAACUUCUUAGCAAUAAGAACAUCUCCGCUAUCAUCCAAGGGAUCGGCAAAGACAAGGAACCCCUUGUAAGUUUUCUGGAACCAAAAAACAAAAACUUUCAACUCCCUUUAGUUUCCACCGCUAACCUCAUAGGCCCCGGACACAGUUUCUAUGGUAAAUUUAGUGGCAUUCGAAUGGAAGGGGAGGAGCCUCUCCCAGCCGGCCCUGCCGCCGGCCCCGAGCAGCCCCAGGCUGGUAUCUUGACCCCCAGCACCCUCUUGAACCUUGGCGGGCUCACCAGCUCAGUCCUGAAGACCCCCAUUACCUCAGUCCCCCUGGGGCCUCUGGCCUCCAGUCCUACCAAAUCCUCAGAGGGCAAGGACUCUGGGGCAACAGAAGGAGAGAAGCAAGAAGUGGGCGAUCCGGAUUGCUUCUCCGAGAAAGCAGAGCCGGCCGAGGAGGAGGCCGAGGACGAGGAGGAGGAGACCCUGUCGAGGGGCGCAGCUUCUACUAGUUCUAAUUCCGCUUCUUCCUUUGUUGUCUUUGAUGGUGCGAACAGGAGGAAUCGUUUAAGCUUUAACAGUGAGGGCGUCAGGGCCAACGUGGCAGAGGGCGGCAGGAGGCUGGACUUUGCUGAUGAAAGUGCCAAUAAAGACAAUGCCACAGCACCAGAACCAAAUGAAAGCACAGAGGGGGACGAUGGGGGCUUCGUGCCCCAUCACCAGCAUGCUGGCUCCCUCUGUGAGCUUGGGGUGGGGGAGUGCCCCUCGGGGAGUGGCGUGGAGUGCCCCAAAUGCGACACGGUCCUGGGUUCCUCCCGCUCGCUGGGCGGCCACAUGACUAUGAUGCAUUCUCGCAACUCGUGCAAGACACUCAAGUGCCCCAAGUGCAACUGGCACUACAAGUACCAGCAGACGCUGGAGGCGCACAUGAAGGAGAAGCACCCAGAGCCGGGGGGCUCCUGCGUCUACUGCAAGAGCGGGCAGCCCCACCCUCGGCUGGCCCGAGGCGAGAGCUACACGUGUGGUUACAAGCCCUUCCGCUGUGAGGUGUGUAACUACUCCACAACUACCAAAGGCAACCUCAGCAUUCAUAUGCAGUCCGACAAGCAUCUCAACAACAUGCAGAACCUGCAGAACGGAGGGGGCGAGCAGGUCUUCAGCCACACGGCUGGGGCGGCGGCGGCGGCGGCCGCGGCGGCCGCGGCGGCGGCCAGUAUCGGCAGCUCCUGUGGGGCCCCCUCGCCCACCAAACCAAAAACCAAACCCACCUGGCGGUGCGAGGUGUGCGAUUACGAGACCAACGUGGCCAGGAACCUCCGCAUCCACAUGACGAGCGAGAAGCACAUGCACAACAUGAUGCUGCUGCAGCAGAACAUGACCCAGAUCCAACAUAACCGCCACCUGGGCCUCGGCAGCCUGCCCUCGCCCGCUGAGGCCGAGCUCUACCAGUACUACCUGGCCCAGAACAUGAACCUGCCCAACCUGAAGGUGGACAGCGCGGCCCCAGACGCCCAGUUCGUGAUGGGCGGAUUCCAGCUGGAUCCCGCCGGGCCCAUGGCCGCCAUGACGCCCGCUCUAG
This is a messenger RNA of Physeter macrocephalus (sperm whale), 2642 nucleotides long. RefSeq names its product zinc finger homeobox protein 3-like. The transcript is spliced from 3 exons. The record is from RefSeq and is a predicted model, not a curated record. The annotation marks the transcript as partial. Gene Ontology annotation, cellular component: nucleus. Gene Ontology annotation, molecular function: DNA-binding transcription factor activity, RNA polymerase II-specific; RNA polymerase II cis-regulatory region sequence-specific DNA binding. Lineage: Eukaryota; Metazoa; Chordata; Mammalia; Artiodactyla; Physeteridae. Gene Ontology annotation, biological process: regulation of neuron differentiation; regulation of transcription by RNA polymerase II.